This is a messenger RNA of Prunus avium (sweet cherry), 2232 nucleotides long. RefSeq lists its product as uncharacterized. NCBI's taxonomy places the organism in Eukaryota, Viridiplantae, Streptophyta, Magnoliopsida, Rosales, Rosaceae. The record is from RefSeq and is a predicted model, not a curated record.
AUGAGAAGUCUGGGGAGGAGGUCGCCGAUACGAAGGAUACCGGUUUUGGAAUCAACGGCAGAGUCUGACCAAGAGUACAUCCCUUCCACAAAUCGGUCAUCGUCCUACCGUUUGGCAAUGCCGACGAAGUUCUCUGAGGUUAACCCAGUCAGGUCCCAGCAGCGGUCGGUGCACCAAACUGCAGAGGAGAUACCGGACAGGGACCCUGUUAUUCGCCUCCUCCUUCAGAGGGUACAGAAGAUAGAGGACGAUCGAACCAGCACUCAAGAACCUGACUGGGGAAGGCUUCGGCCAGGACCAUUCACCGAGCGCAUAAAACGCUCGCGGCAGGACAGGGACAUACAGCCUUUACGCAUCUCAUCCUACACGGGAGUCGAAGACCCCCUGACACACCUUCACUCUUUCCAAUCUGCCGUAGGGUGUAAAGGACUUAGCGACGAAGGGCUGUGCCUGCUGUUCCCAUCCUCGCUCACCGAAGCAGCCCUAAACUGGUUCUACCGUUUGGAACCAGGGAUGAUCGACUCUUUUGACGAGCUAAAGCAAAUCUUCCUGAACCAUUUCAUGAUUCAGACGGACAGGCUAUACUCUGCCGAUGACCUGUACACCGUUCGACAGAGAGAUGACGAGCCGUUGCGUGAGUAUGCCGCACGAUUAAGCCAUGAAUACUCGAGAUGUCCAGAUACCGAUGACAGGGCAGCCUACGGCGCCUUCAAGAGUGGCCUACGGUCCUCACACUUUCGGUAUCUGGUGCACAGCAGCAAUUGGCGUACGUACGAUGAACUCAUGAAGCAAGCGACAAUCCACGCCAAAGCUGAAUACUUCAAUUCGAGGGCCGAACCCACGGCUCGGCAGAACGAACCCAUACAGCGGUCCUCCACGACACAGGCAUCACCGUUCUCGCCAGCGGAACGAACUGCCGAAUACCCUGAGAGCCACAAGCGCAAGGAUGCCAGAAGCUCCCAAAAGGGGCAUUCCAAGAAAAACAAGAGCAGGUACGGCAGGGACAGCUACCGAGCGCCGUUACCAGCGCAUAACCAAGGGACGGAGGUGUUUACCCUGCUCAACACCUCCUACGAGGCAGUGCUGAUGAACGAAAAUGACAUAAUCCCGAAACCUGCGUUCCGGAAGCCCAGUCAGCAGGAUGGCCGGGAUACAGGGAAAUUCUGCCGAUACCAUCAGCAGAACAGCCACAAUACCGAGGACUGCAUAAGCUUGCGGAAGAUCGUCGAGUGGUUAAUUCGGGAAGGCAAACUGGAUCGGUACAUAGCCAGGCCGCAACAGGCGCCAGUACCGAAUGCUAAUCGACAAAUCAACAUGAUCAGCACGAUCAGCGGAGGCCCAACCCUCGCCGGAGCAUCUAACUGGUCAAUGAAGCAGUAUGUUAGAGCGGCACAGUACCCCCAAGUCCUCGGCAUUGAAAGUAGCCGGCACGCCAAGAUGCCGAAGGUCAGGUGGGAACCUAUCACCUUCUCGGAGGAGGAAAAAGAAGGGAUCAUCUACCCACAUGACGGCCCCAUGAUUAUUCGGGCCGAAAUUGCCGAAUUCGAUGUCGGCCGAAUCCUAAUCGACAAUGGGAGUUCGGUAAACGUCAUCUUUGCCGAUGCGUUUAAAGAACUCGGAAUAGAUGACAGCCAGGUCAACCGGCAACUCUCACCUCUCCUCAGUUUUUCGGGAGACCUGGUCCAGCUAAUUGGCAGUGUCAGUCUGCCUAUCUCCUUCGGCGUAGCCCCACAAAGGACCAUGGUCUACGACCAGUUUCUUGUGGUGGACUGUCUGACGGCCUACAACGUCAUAGUCGGCCGAACGGCACUCACGGCAAUAAAGGCCCACUUGUCCCCCCACAUGCUACUCAUGAAGUUCCCAACCUGCUAUGUCACGGGGGCAAUCAGGGGCGACCAGUUGAGCGCUCGGAACUGCUAUGCCACGGCAUUGAAAUCGGCAGCCCCCCAAAGGCAAAAAGAGACCUUCACAGUCGCAGGCUUGCCGAACGGCAAUGAACCAGUGGAUGAUCCAAGGGAGGAAACGCCCACUCCGGUGGCACAACCUGCCGAGGAUCUCGAAACUGUGGCGCUGGACGAGAGUCAACCGAAUCGGUGCGUGAGAAUCGGUACCAUGCUGAACGCCACCCUCCGUGCCGAAUUCAUCCAGUUCCUUCGGCAGAAUCGGAAGUCUUUACCUGGUCUUACAACGACAUGCCGGGCAUAUCCCCCGAUGUCAUCAGCCACAAGCUGA